AUGGUCCAAGGAAAAAAAAUUAUUGUGACUGGAGGAGGAGGAUAUUUUGGCCACAAGCUGGGGAAUGAGCUGAAGAAGAUGGGAGCAGUGGUUGUAUUGUGUAACAUCUCGUGGCCGUUGGAUGAUGUUGGAGUGUUUUUAGGCAGACUUGAUCGGUAAAUUACGUAAUUCACUUUGGAUUAUUUUACCAAAACAACUCCUUUCAGAUCUCGCCUUUGUGCUACGCACAGAUGAAAAUAUUAAAUUUUGCCACGGGGAAAAUACAUGGAAGUUUUUUAAAUUUGCUGUGGCAGACACCCGGUGGUGUGAAGUCUUUUCUAAACAUUUAAGUCUCAUUUUAUGUCAUAAGAUUCAUAUAUAUGUUUUAGGGGAUAUAACAAGUAAAGAAGAUGUAAGAAAGAUAUUUAUCAGUCAUCAGAUUGAUGUGGUUUUCAUAGUGCAUCAUAUGGAAAGUCUGGAAGAGAGCGAGUUAGUAGGUUGUAGUUAUUGAGUGAACGGUGGGGCCAGACAAAAAUACAUUUGCCUCCAGGUUUUGGAUUCAAAGAUGUGCAGAGCUUGGAUUCUGUGCCUGUUCCAAAUGUCAUGAUUGAGAGAUAAAUCUUUCUCUGUCUUCUCUGUCUUUCUCUGGCCCAACCCUACUCAGUCAAAACUGAUUUUUUAGACUGAAAUGCAGUCCUAUGGAUGUACCAAUACUGCUUGUUGCUUUCUGCUCCUUAAUUGGAAUAAGCUGCAACAUGAUUGUUCAUUGGGUUCCAAGCUGUCCUUUACCUUAAAUUCUGUUGAUAUCAGUAUCCAUAUUCUCUAUACUGUUCCCUAAACAUAUCCCAUGGUACUGACAAAGAGAAUCUGUUUAACAAUCAAAGUAUUUGUAAUCUGGUGAUCAUUUCCUUUAUUAUGAUGAUCCUAUUUUUUUUGACUCAGGGAUGAUACCGUUAGGAGAAUGUAGAUGCUGGUUACGUUAAAGGAUUAAAGGGUUUUCUCAUUUGGACUGUUCUUGGGCAUGGUCCACAUUGAGAUGGCCAUGGUAGAAAUCAUUUGGAAUUGGAAUAGGACUUCCUUUACAACAACUUUAUUUAUGUAAAUAAUAACAUUAUAGUAUAUUAUUAUUAUAAUAUGUAUUAUUAUUAUGAUAUAUUAUUCCACUCUUUAACUAGUGAUGUGUUUGCAACUCAGGCUGUUGUGGCAUCUGGCUGUAUUUUAUCAUGAAAACAGUAA
Molecule: messenger RNA, 1215 nt
Organism: Pocillopora meandrina
Lineage: Eukaryota; Metazoa; Cnidaria; Anthozoa; Scleractinia; Pocilloporidae
Source: the annotation of a GenBank genome assembly